CAAGCAGGUGACCUGACUUUCUCUACUGUGUAAAGCUGUAGGUCAUGUAACGUUAACGCUGUCCACUAAUGUGCCACAAACAGGAGUGUGCCAGAAAUGAGUUGCACUUUCCACUUCCUGGUUUCCCGCAGUGACUUCUGCCAUGCCCGUGCACUGCUCCUCUUGUCUCGACAAUACCUGUUGUUCAGACCACUCAGCUCUGGUCCCCAGAUCAGCCACAGCCUGCAAGAGAGCUACAGGCUUCUGCAACUGCCUGAUGAGGGACACAGCAGCCCUGCACAGGUGAAAGAGGCCUACUUGCGUCUGGCAAAGCUCUACCACCCAGACUCUGGGGCUGCGACUGCAGAUGCAGUGCUUUUUGCCCGUGUUGAGGAGGCCUACCGUGCUGUGCUUGCACAUCAGAGCAAGAGCAAAAAACCUGACUUGGGGAAGGAAGUGGAAGAUGAGGAUAGGCCCAGAGGCGCAGCAUUUCAGCACAGACACUACCUCAGCUACGAAGGUAUGGGUUCAGGCACGCCCAGCCAGCGUGAGCGUCAGUACCGGCAGGUUCGUGUUGACCGGGCAUCUGAGCAGAUUUUGAACUACCGGCAGAGGGAGCACGAGAGGGCAGCUGCUGCAGAGGGAGCGCUUGUGGAACGGGACAUGCGACAGCGCAGCCGGAAGAUCAAGAUCACCCAGGCUGUGGAACGGCUUGUGGAGGAUCUGAUCCAGGAAUCCAUGGCCCGUGGGGAUUUUAGGAACCUUAGUGGAGCUGGAAAGCCCCUCAACAAGUUUGAGUAUAAUCCAUAUGCUGAUCCUAUGACCCACAACCUCAACCGCAUCCUAAUAGAUAAUGGUUACCAGCCACCCUGGGUUGUGACACAGCGUGACAUCCGAGAGACCACUGCUCAGAUCCGAAAGAGGUUACUGGAGGGGAGGGCCAGGCUCGGUGACCCUAUGACUUCCAAAGAGCACAGGCAGUGGGAUCAGCUGUGUGCAUCUGUAGAGGAGGAGUUGAUGAAACUUAACAAGACCGUGGACAAUUACAACCUCAUCGUACCAAUGCUCAACAUGCAAAUGGUUCACUUCAGUUUGUCCAGAGAGAUUGACCGUGCUGUGAAGGGAGCACACCAACACAGACUGGAGCAGCAGAGGGAGAGAGAGAAAGAGCGAGAGAGGAGGAAGGAAGAGAAAAAAAGAGCAAACGCUGUAACUAAGCCUAAAAAUACCAAACAAGGCCUGAUGUCUUGGAUGCAGAAUUUGCUCAGAUGAAAACACUAAAACUGUUAAUCAAAAGUGACCAUAAAAAUGUUUGACAUCAGUGGUUUAUUUGUUUGUUUUUUUUCACUUAAACCAGUCAUUUUGGUUCAUGGGGCAGUAUUUCAGACAGAACUGUUCACCUGCUUUGCAUACAGUCAGAAUCAAAGUCAGAGAUAAUGGUACCACUGAACAAGUUUUACUCUGUUAUCCUCCAGGUAUGUGGGAUUGUAAUCAGGUGAUAGUGGAAGAGGAUGCGCUUCCCUGUGACUGUGUUAGGAACUGCAUGUGUUGGUAACAAAUCUCACAACAUGAGGCAAUUUUAUGAUAGAAGUUGUUUCUGUGAAAUACUUAUCUUAAAAUACGAACCCAACACUGUAACUUUUGGUUGCUAUGUGACAUUAAAAGUUAAUGUAAUUAAAAGAUCUUGUGUAAUAA
Molecule: messenger RNA, 1674 nt
Organism: Seriola dumerili (greater amberjack)
Lineage: Eukaryota; Metazoa; Chordata; Actinopteri; Carangiformes; Carangidae
Gene: dnajc28
Product: DnaJ heat shock protein family (Hsp40) member C28
Exons: 2
Coding region: 97-1251 (384 amino acids)
Source: RefSeq, a predicted model, not a curated record